AUGUUUCCUCCAGGAACGAUCCGGUCCCUCACUCCUCAGGAUAAUGAUUCCCAAUCCGUGGCCGGCGAAUCAUCUGGAUAUCCGUCACUGACAAGUUAUGAGUACGAUGACUCUGCUUCAGUCUCUCAAACAGUCGAGUCCGCCUCAACUAGACGCCAACGUCGUUCUCGCUCAGCCAUGUCGAGGAGAACCAGUUUCUCUCGGACACCAACGUCGUAUCUUAGCACACGGCCAUCCACUACCUCUGGACGUAAAUCUCGCGCAACCACAGUAUCGAGUUUUCUCGGGACCGGUGACGCUCAGGACAUUGUAUGCGCGGUCAGCGAGGCGAGAGGAGUAACGCCUUCUGUUGGAAUUGCCUUUGUGAAUGUUUCCCUCGGUGAAGUGACACUCAGCCAGAUAUGUGACAAUCAGAACUACUCCAAGACAAUCCACAAGCUCCAGCUCAUGUCACCGUCUAACAUCAUCUUUCCGUCAACCGUCUGCCCUCCCAACCGUCAGUCGGGCUUGUUUCAGCGAGUCAAGGAGACGAUGCCCGCUUAUCAAGUGGACGGAUUUGAUCGCUCCGCCUGGUCAGAAUCAGAUGGUGUCGAGUACAUCGAAAACCUUGCCUUCUCAACGGAUAUUGGACCAAUCAAGUUUGCCAUGGAAGGCAAAUUUUAUGCCACGACAUCAUUCAGUGCAGCAAUGAAAUACAUCGAGCAAAACUUGGAGAUCACGUUCGCUCACAAUUCAUUACGGAUCAGCUACACUCCUUCAGAAGACACCAUGAUGAUUGACAUAUCGGCCUUUCAAUCGCUUGAAGUGAUGCAGAAUUUGCGUGAUGCAAAAUCCAAAAGCUGUCUCUUUGGGCUUCUUAACACCACACUAACACCUAUGGGCAGUCGAAUGCUACGAAGCAACAUUCUUCAGCCACCCACAAACCAGGAUAACUUCAUCAUUCCCCGAUAUGAGGCGUUAGCAGAGCUAACAAGUAAUGAAGAAAUGUUUAGAGACAUACGUCAAUCAUUGAAGGGGUUCCAUGACGUUGAAAAGCUUCUAACAAAGUUGAUAAUCACCCCAACAGGAAACAACGUGUUUCUUGUUGAAAGUCUCAUCAAUCAUGUGUUGAUGGUAAAGAGUUUUCUCGAAGCCAUUCCAGAUGUCUUUGCGGCCCUCUCCUCUGCAACAAGUGAUCUCCUUGUCAAGGCCAGGGGGUUCUUCAACCCCCAUUCCGCCAACCGGAUACUUCGAAUCAUUCGCGAAAUGAUUGAACCAGAUGUGACUUACACGAAAACCGCCCUAGACCUCCGCAAUCAACGAACAUUUGCGGUGAAAGCUGGUGUGUGUGGGAUACUCGACGUUUCCCGGCAAACAUACAAGGAGCUCACUGAGGAAAUUCACAAACAUCUUGACGUGAUCAGCGACCAAUACCGUCUAAGCAUCAAACUGAAGUACGACAACGGGCGAAAAUAUUGGUUUCGACUUCGCGCUGCGGACCUCGAUGGUCCGUUACCUCAGAUAUUCAUCAACGUGCUCAAGAAAAAAGAUCAAGUGGAGUGCCAAACCCUUGAACUCGUCAAAUUGAAUCUUCGGUUGUCAGAUGCAUCAAACGAAGUCGUUAUGCGUAGCGAUGAAAUCAUCUACGAUUUGGUGAAGAAACUACGUGAGGAGGCCUCUGUGCUCUUCAAGAUAAGCGAAUCUAUCGCACUCGUCGACAUGAUAGCGUCCUUCGCUCAAUUAGCCACCACCCGAGAUUAUAUUCGACCAGAAAUCAAACAAACUCUUGCCCUGAAAGCCGCUCGUCAUCCUAUUCUUGAAAAUGAUGUAGCAACAUCGUUUGUCCCCAAUGAUUAUUACUCUAGUGAAAGCUCGUUUUGUUUCCAUAUUGUUACUGGAUGCAACAUGAGCGGCAAAAGCACUUAUAUCAAAACAGUUGCUCUCCUUCAAAUCAUGGCCCAAGUCGGGUCAUUUGUGCCUGCUGAAUACGCGGCCUUCCCUAUCAUCAAUCAUAUCUUCGCUCGGGUCUCGAUGGAUGACAGCAUCGAAUCCAACCUAUCGACAUUCUCGGUAGAAAUGCGUGAAAUGGCAUUUAUUCUGAGAAACAUUGACGAUAAGAGUAUGGCGAUCAUAGAUGAGCUCGGUCGUGGAACAAGUACAAGGGACGGCCUUGCCAUUGCCAUUGCGAUGUCCGAAGCGCUUAUCCAAAGCAGAGCAUCAGUAUGGUUUGCCACUCAUUUCAUCGAUGUGGCGCGCGUGCUGGCUGAUCGCCCUGGAGUUCUGAAUCUUCAUCUCUCUGCGAAAAGCUCAACCACACGGGACGGCAAGCCACAAAUAAUCAUGCUUUAUAAAGUCACAAAUAAUUCGAUCGAUGAGGAGCAGAAUUACGGGAUUCAUUUAGCCCGAGCGAUGGGAUUACCCUCAUCCUUCAUUGAGACAGCCGAGCAGGUGUCCAAUGAUUUGAGGCAACGAAGAGAAGCCAAACAGAGGAGCUCCGAAUCGAGCAAGCUCAAUCACCGUCGUCGGCUGAUCCUUCAACUUCACGAGGCUUUGAAACAGGCCAGAGACUCAGGAAACGAAGCGGUACUGCCAGGGUAUCUUAAAAGACUUCAGGAGGAAUUCAUUGUCAAGAUGGGGGAAGUUGAGAAGGCCAGACAUCACUUAGCAAAUGCAAAGAACGACUCCAGCUCGCGCAAGAAACAACUCGCACAAGGGACACCAAAGUCGCCCAGAAUGAUGUCGGCAAUUUUCAACCUCCACUCGAUCAUCCUUGUGCUUCUCUUGGCCAUCUGCACUUCAACAUACGUUCACGCGAUCUUCCCUAGAAUUCUCGAUGCGAAUAAGGAUGGUUCAUUAGGCAUAUUCUGGAAGUUCGCACGAAUCGGCGAGCGGCUAAGUCCCUACGUUAGCUUAGCUUGCGUGCUGAUGGCGGUAGGUUAA
This is a messenger RNA of Clonostachys rhizophaga, 2919 nucleotides long. Lineage: Eukaryota; Fungi; Ascomycota; Sordariomycetes; Hypocreales; Bionectriaceae. The record is from the annotation of a GenBank genome assembly.